AUGAAACGUGUUAGUAUAGAUGAAAACAUGGAUGAAACUGAAAAAAAUCAUCAAAUUAGCACAAGUAACACUGUGAAUAAUAAUAAAACAAACACAUAUAAAGCCAUGGAGAAUACAGAAGUUAACAUGAAAAAUUAUUUUGAUAAAGUAUAUCGUAGUAGUGUAGAUGUGGAUGACCUAAAUACAAAAUUCAAAGCAAUUACAAUAAGUGAAAAUCAUCAAAUUAUCACAAGUAAUACCAUGAAUAAUAAUAAAACAAACAUGUAUAAAGCCAUGGAGAAUACAGAAGUUAACAUGGAAGAUUAUUUUGAUAAAGUAUAUCAUGGUCAUGUAGAUGUGGAUGACUUAAAUAUAAAUUUCAAAGUAAUUACGAUAAGUGAAGAAGAUCUAUUUUCUAAUUUUAAAGAAACUGAACAGUAUAUAAAAAGUUAUGCUGAGUUCAAAGAGUUUAAGACAAGGUUGGGCUGGAGUACUAUUAUUGAAAUGAAAAGUGAAGAAAAAAUCAUGCAAAAAAGAACAAUUCUUUGUUGUCAUGCUGGUCAAUAUCAACCAGUAAAUCCUAUAAAAUCAGAGAAGUCAAAUAAAAUAGAAUGCCAAUAG
This is a messenger RNA of Dentiscutata erythropus, 600 nucleotides long. Lineage: Eukaryota; Fungi; Glomeromycota; Glomeromycetes; Diversisporales; Gigasporaceae. The record is from the annotation of a GenBank genome assembly.